Molecule: messenger RNA, 3384 nt
Organism: Sphaeramia orbicularis (orbiculate cardinalfish)
Lineage: Eukaryota; Metazoa; Chordata; Actinopteri; Kurtiformes; Apogonidae
Gene: mov10l1
Product: Mov10 like RNA helicase 1
Exons: 25
Coding region: 1-3384 (1127 amino acids)
Molecular function (GO): helicase activity
Source: RefSeq, a predicted model, not a curated record
AUGGGGGAAAUUCGCCACCUGCAAGGGAGUAUUGUGACUCAGGUGUACUUUGACCAUGGCAUAUUAGAUGAUACAAUCUACUUCACCAAUGAAGACGUGUUGGGAGGAGUCCCACUGAAGGAAGGAGAUGUGGUCAACUGCACUGCAGUUUGUGAUCGAGCUCAAGGAGGGUGGAAGGCGUUACGGGUCGAGAAAAGUGCAGACGCUUGGGAGAAUGGAGGAAAAUCCUCAACAGAAGCGGACUCAUUGCAGCUUCGGCCUCUAAUUGGCACAAUUACAGCAUUUGAUAGAGAUGGAGGCUACAUUAACAGCAACACCUAUUUCUCAUGCCACAGUCUUUUGGAAGGUUAUGAGCCAAUGAAAGGAGACUGGGUCCAGGCAGAAUAUUUUAUCAAUCCAUGCAACUAUGCCACCCAAGCUAAAUCUGUGGCUCCCUUACGCUAUUGUCGCUUAGACCAGGUGCAUGUGACAAGUUUGAAUGGUAACAUGGGAGUGGUGGAUGACAGUGUUUUCUUCAGCCUGGACUCUGUCCUUCUGCCUGCUAACUAUCAACCUUUGCAAGGCCACUUGGUUAAUGUGGUAAUGGUAGAGAGUAGUCAGUCUUUUUACAGCUGGCGGGCUCUGUGCAUGGCGCCCUGCCAUCAGAGUGUGAACUUUGCUGAUAAGCCUCAUCCAGAAGCUGAACUCAAGUGCAUUUUGGAAAACAAAGGAGGGCUGGAUGUAACCGACUAUGGCUGUUUUGGGGACUUAAUGAUUGGGGAGAAAAGAGAGCUGGUGCUCUGGAUUCAAAACAAAGGUUUAAAGACCCACACGCUGAAGUGCUGUGAAUUUGCUGGCUGGGACUUGAAGGAACAAUUCACCGUGGUUAAUGUCAAAGGGUCAAAACCACUGUCGCUAAAUCAAGAGGUUUUGCAGGAAAACUGCUCAGUGUCUGAGGCUGCUAUUGGGUCAUGUGCAAAAGAAGAAGAUGAUGAAAUGCUGAAGGAGGCUACCCACUUCCAUGGUGUAAGAAGAGAAGAAAGCAAGUUGGAUAUUCCUCCAGGAGAGAGAUUGUCCGUUGCUGUUGCCUGCCAAUCAAAGUGCCUAGGAAGUUGCUCUGAGCUGCUGCUGUUGCACUUUUCCUCGUUCACCAUUGGGAGGCGCCUUGAGGUCACAGUAAGAAGCAAAGUGGAGGAGCUGCUGAAGCCCUCUUUUCCUUAUAGUCCACUUGAUGCCCAACCAUUCCCACCAGUGUCUGCUUAUGAUCACGUAAUCACUGUCCCUGCACCAAGAGAUGCACCAAGGCUUACUAAGCGGAAGCUGCCAAACUUUCUCCCGAACUACCCUGUGCCACAGGGUCUUAGAAACUGUGUAGAAAUGCAUAGAGAUGUGCUGGUGGUUCAGCCCUGUCUAGGAGAGGUGCUGUCGCCGUCUAACUUGCAUUCGCGUUUUUCCACCCUUCUGUGGCUUGAGGAGUUGCAUGCAGAGCAGGAGGUGAAAGAAUUCACAAUCUAUGGAGCCAGUCUCAGAAAAGGAGCCACCUACCUGCACUUAGAGGUUCUAGGUUUGGCUGAACACAGACCCAGUCUUUAUAUAGGUGACAGAGUAGUGUUAAAGAAACCACAGAGUGAUGGUGUGGUAGUGAAGUACAUUAGUUAUGUCACAGAGAUCAAUAAUGAGGAUGUGAGUCUUAAAGUACACUCAGAAUUCCAGCGCAGCUACCUUGGAGAGCCACUAGAUGUUGAGUUUUCUUACAACAGAUUGACCGCACGGCACUGUCACUUUGCGCUUGAACAGGCUAAGCAGUUUAGAGACGUUCUCUUUCCAUCAAGAGUUAUUGUUCAGGCCCCGCAGUGGACAGGAGAGUGGAUAGAUGAAUCAGAACCAAACAAAAAGACUGAGGCGAACGAGGCUCCAGCCGUGGAAAGUGGAAACAUGUCGAACAUUUCAAUUGACAUGAAGUCCAAGUCCACACAGACUAAAGAUGGGAGAAUGCCGUCCAAACCGCUGCCCAGCAAAGGACACUUCUUUAACCCCUAUCUCAACCCCUCUCAGAAAGAGGCAGUGAAAAGAAUCUUAGUGGGAGAGUGUCGGCCCACCCCUUAUGUAUUGUUUGGACCCCCAGGCACUGGAAAGACCAUCACCCUUAUUGAGGCCAUACUACAGGUGUACCAUUUUCUGCCCAGUAGUCGGAUACUUGUUUGCACUCCAUCCAACAGCGCUGCUGACCUCAUCUGCAUCCGUCUACAUCACAGUGGUUUCUUGGGUGCAGCAAGUUUGGCUCGUGUCAAUGCAUCCUGUAGGCAUGAAGAGUCCAUCCCAGAAGUGUUGAGACCCUACUCGAGUGCAGGAGAAGAUGUUCGUCAUGCUGCGUUUCACAGGAUUGUAGUCAGCACCUGUGCCAGUGCUAGCAUGUUCAACAAAAUAGGACUACAAGUGGGCCAUUUUUCCCAUCUUUUCCUGGAUGAAGCUGGGCAGGCCACAGAACCGGAGUCCCUGAUCCCGAUAAGUCUUAUGUCAGAGAAAGAUGGACAGAUUGUGUUGGCUGGAGAUCCCUGUCAGUUGGGUCCAGUAGUGAAAUCAAAGCUGGCAGCUGCCUUUGGUCUGGGUGUUUCCCUGUUGGAGAGGCUGAUGGCCAACCCACUGUACUCUAGACACGACUGGGGAUACAACCCUAAACUGGUGACCAAACUGUUAUACAACUACCGUUCUCACGAAGCCUUGAUUGCGCUGUCGUCCAAGCUCUUCUACCAUGGUGAACUGUGUGUGAAAGCACCCAGGGCUGUUGUGGACUCCCUGUGUCAAUGGAAAACCCUGCCUAAAAAAGGCUUCCCACUUCUUUUUCAUGGAGUCAGGGGCACAGAAAUGAGGGAAGGAAACAACCCAUCAUGGUUCAACCCAGUGGAAGCAGUGCAGGUCAUGCUCUACUGCUGCCAGCUGGCAAAGAAGCUUUACAACCCUGUGGAUACCUCUGACAUUGGCAUUAUUACCCCCUACAGGAAACAAUGUGAGAAGAUUCGUUUGCUGCUGGGUAAGGUGGGCCUCUCUGACAUUAAAGUGGGCUCUGUGGAAGAGUUCCAAGGACAGGAGUUCCUGGUCAUUAUCUUGUCUACAGUGCGUUCAAAUGAAUCGGUGGAUAAUAAUGACUUGCAAAGUGUUCUCGGCUUUCUGGCCAAUCCCAAGCGCUUCAACGUGGCAAUCACUCGUCCCAAAGCCCUGCUUUUAAUAGUUGGAAACCCCCACAUUCUCAUCAAGGACGCAUGUUUCAGGGCACUACUGCAGUAUUGUUUCAUCAAUGGGGGAUAUCUGGGCUGUGACCCCCCUCCCUCCCUCAGAGACUCUCAAAGUUGUCUGCACACCUCGGCGUGGCAGCGUCUCCCCAUAAGGCCCGGAGACUGGAUGUGA